AGCCGAGAGUGAAGUGAAUGAAUGCAUUCCCAAACCUAACAGUGCUUUCAGUUUGGCUUACAGUCUGUCAGUAGCGGCCGUUUCAGUGCCUCUUCUCUCUCACCCCUAAUGUAAAGGCAUUUCAUUUGUUUGGCUGUGUUUUGAGUGUAAAACUUGAAGUCGUGCUGAAGUUAUGCUUAUUUAGUGAACAGUAUUUGCUUUUUUGAAUCAUUAUAUUUAGCGCUUGUUUUUUAAUGCGUUAACGAAAUGCUGAAACAUGUCUCCAAUCGGACUCUAAACUCACUAAAUGUGGACACAAUUAGUAUCAAUAGCUCUGUUUUGUGCGGAUCUUCUAAUGGAUCCAACAAUGGAUGCGACGAACAGACAUCGAGGUCUUCGCGAUCCUCCAGUUCCACAUCUAUUCACGACUUGGGUCUACAAAAGGUCGUAAUUAAGAUAUAUUCUCGAGUGUUGUGUUCGGACGUGGAGUACAAGACAUUGUCGAUCACGAGUCAGACAACGAGCAAACAAGUGGCCCGAAUGCUGCUCAACAAAUUCAGACUUAAACAAAGAGAUCCCAAUCUCUUUUACCUGACACUAGAAGUAUGGAUCAGACAAACAGGCAUUCCCAUCCGGAGUGUAAUGGUUUUGGACGACGACACGUGUCCGGCACUUCUUCAGUCAUGUUAUCCCCAAAAAGACUUAAAGUUUUCACUUAUGAUGCGUUGCGGAGGUCUCAUAAAAAUCUAUGACAGCUGUCUUAUGUCAGGGUCUCUCUAUAAGAGUCUUCUGCUGUCGGACCGAACGACUGUCGACGAGUUGAUCCAACUAUUGCUGAACUGUUAUAACUUGAAUGAGAAGCCCUCGAAGUUUGCCUUAUAUGAAGUCUGUCCGUCCCGUAAAUGCGAACGCAAACUGUGCGGCAAUGAGAUCCCAUUAGCCAUACAGUCUCAGUGGCCGAACCCCGAUAUAUAUGUCUUUCAACUCCGAAAGAAUACUACAGAAGAAUAUCAAAUAAGGAAACGAGAAGUACGGGAGUUGCCGUGGAGUAAGACCUGCGACCGCUCCGGGAAUGUUAUGUUUCAUCUGAACAGUAAGGAUGAGGUGAACUCCAAAUCAAUACAUUCGCCGACAUUGAAGCCAUCGUUUAAUAAUUAUGAAAAUUAUUUCUACAUUUGAUUCGUUGAAGAAGAAAAAGAAAUAAUGAAUGUUUGAUUUGAAUGAAAGACUAGUCGUUAUCCAAAAUUCACACUUCAGUACAACAAACAAAUAAACAAACAAUUGUUCGGACAUUAACUCAAAUUCAUAUAACGCUAACGAAAAUUAAAUACAAAUACAGAUUUUUAUUUAUCAUAUGUACCGGAAUAUUAUGUUUCACUCUCCAGACUCUAUUCAUGUAUCUCUAAAUGUACUGCCAUUUCAUUCAACUUUUCUUAUCUGCUAAUAGUUUUUUCCCAAAAACCAAAUGAAUAACACAUUUCUUUUGCGCUGAAGUCUUUGAAUUUCCGUUUCGUCUAUAUUUGAAAG
Molecule: messenger RNA, 1506 nt
Organism: Medioppia subpectinata
Lineage: Eukaryota; Metazoa; Arthropoda; Arachnida; Sarcoptiformes; Oppiidae
Source: the annotation of a GenBank genome assembly